Nanorana parkeri is the source of this 1008-nucleotide messenger RNA. RefSeq names its product mitochondrial 2-oxoglutarate/malate carrier protein. NCBI's taxonomy places the organism in Eukaryota, Metazoa, Chordata, Amphibia, Anura, Dicroglossidae. The record is from RefSeq and is a predicted model, not a curated record. Gene Ontology annotation, molecular function: sulfate transmembrane transporter activity; antiporter activity; malate transmembrane transporter activity. The transcript has a single exon. Bases 55 to 963 code for a protein of 302 amino acids. Gene Ontology annotation, biological process: thiosulfate transport; succinate transmembrane transport; malate transmembrane transport.
ACUCGUAAACCUCCCGUGUCACCUUGGGGGUCUCUCCGGUCAGACGGUGGGAAGAUGGGGGAAAAGAAGAGUUCCCCUAAAGCCAUCAAGUUCCUCUUCGGGGGGCUGGCCGGGAUGGGGGCCACAGUUUUCGUUCAGCCACUGGAUCUGGUGAAAAAUCGAAUGCAGCUGAGUGGAGAAGGAGCCAAGACAAAGGAAUACAAAACCAGUUUUCAUGCUGUCAGCAGCAUCCUGAAAAAUGAGGGAGUCGGAGGCAUCUAUACAGGGUUAUCGGCCGGUCUCCUUCGCCAGGCCACCUAUACCACAACACGUCUUGGUAUUUAUACCAUCUUGUUUGAGAAGCUAACAAAAGCCGAUGGCACACCCCCUAAUUUCUUAAUGAAAGCUGCUAUUGGGAUGACGGCAGGGGCUACCGGAGCCUUUGUGGGGACCCCAGCUGAAGUGGCUCUUAUUAGAAUGACGGCAGAUGGAAGGUUACCUCCUGACCAGCGGAGAGGAUACAGCAAUGUGUUUAAUGCUCUAGUGAGGAUGAGCAGAGAAGAGGGGAUCACCACGCUGUGGAGGGGUUGUGUACCCACCAUGGCACGCGCUGUAGUUGUGAACGCGGCACAGUUGGCUUCCUACUCCCAAUCCAAGCAGAUCCUCCUCGAUUCCGGAUAUUUCCGGGACAAUAUCCUGUGUCACUUCUGCGCCAGUAUGAUCAGCGGGCUAGUCACCACGGCUGCCUCUAUGCCUGUCGACAUUGCGAAAACCAGGAUACAGAAUAUGCGGAUGAUAAACAGAAAGCCUGAGUACAGGAACGGAUUGGAUGUCCUCAUGAAGGUGGUGCGAUAUGAAGGAUUCUUCAGCCUCUGGAAAGGCUUCACCCCUUACUACGCCCGGCUGGGACCUCACACCUUCCUGACCUUCAUCUUCCUGGAACAGAUGAACAAAUACUACAAACAGUUUUUCCUGAGCGGAUGAUGAGACUUCCAACCCCCCCUCUUCUAUUUAUCUGGCCUGCAGACC